UCGCGCCGCACUAACAGGUGCAUUCGAUAUCUCCUGCGUUUUCUGACCCCCUGGUACCUUGACCAUUGUGAGAAACCUAAAUACAGGACCAAGUGCUGUGUUUUGUGUGAUUUUUUACACCAUCUUGGAAAUUACCUCCAUUUCUUACCUUCAGUUCGACUUUUCGCCACGCCGGUUUUACCACUGCCAACUAUUCCGCCCUUCAACGUGCUUAAUGUCGCAAUGCUAGACAACUAUUUUGAUAAGAAAAACGCUCAAGCCUAUAGAAAAUUAGAGAGGUGUUGGCGCACGUGACGUCACCGCCGAAAGGAGGGCGACAUGAGCCAGUCGCAGGAUGAGGCCCGGGCGGCCCGGAUACAGAAGUAUAAAGAAGAAAGAAGAAAACAGUUAACAGCUAGGACAGCAACGUUGUUUUCUUCGAACGUCACUGAAAGACGUCCGAAGAAAGCCGCCGGCCGGUCACAAUCUGAUGACACUGCGGAACAUCUCAAGUCUUCUUCGGAGCUGAACCUCAACACAGCUUCCACUUCAGUACCCAUCAGAACCACCCGCACUUCACGCCUGAGAGCUGCCGCCGCCACCCACUCCGAUUCCUCGCCGUCUCCUAGAAAAUCCAACAGAAGCUCUUCAGUCCAAUCCCUGUUAGAAGACGCCAAGAAAACACCCAAGAGUUCCAAAGUCAUAGACAGAGACAAACAAAGACAAGCCACCAACAGAAGGCAAAGCAACGAAAAGGAAAACGUGAAAAGCCCGCCCGCGGCUCAUUCUGAUAAAGAUAUUGGUGCUAUUAAAACGAAAUCGAAACAUUCCAGUCGUAAAAAUAUUUUAGAAAAAGACAAAAGUAACUUUUUAUUGAAUAGUCCUAAAGAAAAUGUUGACGAUAAAUACGGUACGAAGUUAGAUGAGAAACGAAAGAGGAAUUCCGUGACGGAUAAUAAGUUAGAUAGUCAGAAGAUUGAGGAUAAAAUCGAGAAGUCAGUUUAUGUUAAAGAUGAAGAGAUUUUUAAUGAUAUCUUAGGAGAUAAGAUGUUGUCUGACAGCCUGGAUAAACAGAACAUCGAGGAUUUGUUCAAUGACCUUGUGGUUAGUAACACAGUCGUCCACAAUGACAUCGAAGUUGAUUUGAGCGAUGCGGAUGAAACUACGAGGCUGACAGAUGGUCACAAAGCUAACAUUCCUGCGGAAGAAGCGAAAGGAGCCAGCAAAGUUGUUAAUGUAGUGAAAUUAGAAGAUAGUGGUGUGCCAAAAGUUGUAAAGGAAGAUGUGGGAGGAUUGUUAGGGGCCGUGUGUGUUCGUAAAGUAGAAAGAUUUAGUGAAUUGCUCAGUAAUUUAUGUUCGCCGUGCGAGGCCGAUAUCUUAUUCGAGGACAUUUUGGUUGAGAAUGGGAUCGAUGGAGAUGGCAACUUGCGCACAGCUCCAGAAUGCACGCCGCCGUGCCGCCGCGCGCAGCCGUCGCCGCGCACGACCAGCACGCCGAAUCAUGCGCAGCCUGUCGUCGCCAACGUCUCCACUGGAACAGUCGCGAAAACAAGAAGUCGCCGACCCCUCGAAACGCCACAACCCAAGACUGAAAAUUCACUGCCGUCUUCCAGAGUAUCUCCUAAGAGUGCUUUUAAUUUAUCCUUCGGCAUUAAGUCGUCUCUUCUCAAAUCUCCUAACGCUCCCUCCACUAACAAACCCGCUGAGAGGCGUCGCAGUUUAGAUACUGGCACCAAACCUAGUUGUAUACCCUUGAAAAAGUCAGCCGAGAAACAUUCUCGCACCUCUACGUCACCCCUAAAGCAAGAUUUAUCGAAACCAGAUUCAAAAACCAAGUUGGAGUCGCCGCGAAGAAAUACAACACGCAGAAGCCCCGAUAAGGCAAAAAGUGACACAGAAAACAACCGAAUCGACAGAAGACAUCGAGUUCAGAAAGAUAGCGAAAGUGUUAGCGAAAAAUAUCAUAAUUCAAAGAAAAGACUGACUAGUUUAGAAAAUAAUUCUCCAAGAGAUACGAACGACGCUAGCCACGUUUCGUCUAAAAAUGUAUUGAAGAAUAAUACCGGAUCGAAUAAAUCUGAUGCUAUCGUUGGUGGCUUGGUAGAGGAAAAUAAAGACGCAAAAAUGUUGUCUACGUUACAUGAAACUGUUAGACCACAUGCGAGUAAUUCCAGACUUUCGCAAGAGAUGGACAGCUUGGCUGCGUUGACCAAACAGACAUUAGAUAGGGUUAACAAAUUGUCGAAUAACUUAACUAGUAAUAAGUUAACUGUAGACACACCUGAACAACGUUUUGACUCUUUAUUCGGAUCUAAUAAUGAACAAAGAUUAAAUAAUCAUAACUAUAAUUACGGUCUUACCAAUGAGAGACCAGCUCAAUCCAGAGGAGUCACUGAAAGGCUGAAGGAUAUAGACACAGCAGCUCAGAGACUUAUCGACUUUGAAAAGCAAAGUGCAAUGUUUUCUGAUCUCAAUAACGAUACGUCUAGUCAAAACCGUCGUCUUGAUACUUCGUCGACGUCCUGUAGUCAUACGCCCGUGUCUAUUUUAAAACGCAAAUCUAUUCAUGAAGAUAGCGUAUUAUCGAAUGCUUCAAACCAUGCUAUAGCUUCUCCCCCUGUUACAUUUUCCCCGAGCGUGGUAGAACCUCGGAGCUGCCGCUUAGAUAAUAGGCAGCGUCAAGGAAUACUGAAAAAACGCCGUAGUUUGGAUGAGUCUCAAGUUGCUAGGAGGAGGUCGUGUAGUCCAGAAGUUUCCUUUGCCGAAGAUGGUUCUAUCGACACAAACAAACCAAUUUUGAAAAAUAGGAGAUCAUCAUUAGAAGAUGUUGUUAGAAACAGAUCACCAGAUGGCCAAAUUCAAGGCAUAUUAAAACGAAAGAUGAGUAGAGAAGAAGAGCUUACUAAUGAAGACAUUUCACACGGCUCCCCGGAGCCUCAUGGUAUUUUAAAGCGCAAAUCUAAUUCCAGCUCUAGUAGCAGUACUACUUCUUCUCACGUUUCUAUUGCUCAAGCUGUUCUUUUAGCAGCCGCAGGCGGCGCUGAAUUAGUUGAAGACGAUAAGGAAAUCGUCAGACCAAUUUUGAAGAAAAAGAGCUUUUCUGAAGAACGACCCUGUCUUGAAGUUUUACCACCUGAUACACCUAAGCCAAUUCUAAAGAAAAAAUCUACUGAACAUGAUGAUCACGACUUUGAUCUUCCAAAAAAACCAAUACUUAAAUCUUCAAAAAAACUGUCCGGCGAUGAAGGACACGCUUCUAGUUUCGAUAUGAGCGAAGACGACAGAAGCUCGCGAAGACCUUCACUUCUCAGAUCACGGACAUCUGACCAUUCCGGCUCGGAGUGCGAAGCGACGGUUAAGCCUAUUUUAAAGCAGAGAGGGUCAAGUCUCACCAGGGAACGUAGCCAAUCCCCGCGCCCACGGCUCUCAUUUUGCGCAGACAGCGAUGCGAACAUUAGUGUGACGAAUAUCAGUUGCGACGCGAGCGACUUACCCGCGGCUGGACCGCGCCGUACGUUGAAUCUCGCGGCUGACACGGAAGACAAUUAUCCGUGCGCUGUACUGCGCCGAAGAAAUCUGCGCCCGAAAUCGAAUCCACGAUCGAAAAGCUUAGUUUGUGAUGUGAACGACGAAUUGCUCUCAAUACUUAAUAAUAGGAGGAUAAAAGUGGAAGAAAAUUGUGAAAACGGACACUGUGCGCCGUGGGAGCUCGGCAACCGGGACGAAAGUAACGGUGAUGACAAACCGAAGACGUUUCCAUCGAUUGCGGCGCGAAUAAAAAGUAUGGAGCAAGCUCUCACUAAGGAUGUCCUGGCGAAGGAGCAACCGUCGACAUCAAGGUCCAAGCCUCGUGAUAAAGAGCGUUUCAAAACGCAGCCAAUCACUGUGGACGAAAUGCGCUCUGUUGCUUCCAGUUUGGAUCCGGGCCAAGCGAGUUUCCAACCGUUCGCCACAGCGGACUGUAGUUUUACGAAACGCCCCGUCGAGUCCGGUGCUGCUGCACCCAGGAGCCUCGGAGCGGCGGAACCCGAGCGGGACCCGUUUGUUGACUUCGCGCAGAACUUGGAUUCGCCGCCUUUCGGCACCAGCUCGUUCAGUGUCAAAUCUCCCGCCACCAACGGAGAACUACCGGCCGUCAAGGACGAAAGCUACGGCGAGGCCACCUUUCUAGAUUUCGAAAACAUCGUCGCGAACGCCGAAAGAAAACAGUCGACGUUGGACGAGAUCGAACAAGAGGUGAACAAGGUCCGAGUGGCUUUGGAUGAGGACUGCCGGGCCUUGGAGGAGGACGAGAGGCAACAGGCCGAAGCCGACAACUGGAGUCUAAAUGUGUCUUGUGAUAGCGGAGUGUACAACCGCGCUUCGUCCAGGGAUUCCGGUCCGCAUUCUGGUGAAGAACUAGGCUUGAUCGAAAGCCAGGAGAUCAGGGAGAAUCACGCUACCAACAGCAGUGGGAACGACUGGUCUCCUUCGUCGAUCGAGCGCGGGUUCCGAGUGAUGGAGCGUGAUAGGAAGUCUACUGAGAACGAGUGCGUUCGAAGCCCUCAGGACCCGGGCAGCGAUGAUGAGGCCCCGGAUAACAGCGUGGGGUUUGCUCUGGGGCUGGUCAAAAGCAACAGCGUGGUUGCCAGAGCCAGCAUGUGGCAGCAGUUGCAGCAGCAGGCCAAAGGAACGCCAAAGCCACUGAUUCGUCACAGUCGCUCAAAGAAUAAGGAGGGGCCAUCCGUGACGGAUCGCUUCAAAACACAACCGAUCUCUUUCUCGUCACCCCCAGAGACCGCACCGGAAAGUCCCAAGGAAGACUUCUCUCUCGCUCAGUCCAAGAGCUCAGCUAAUAUGCUAGACAGGGAUGAAGAUGCUAAGUUAGACGAAGACGAUCCAGCUAAGAUGUCGCUGAGUGAGAAGAUGAAGAUGUUCAACCAGAAGUUGACUCACAAACCUCCUGUGGCUGGUCUUCCACGAGCUAAAGAAGAGAGGACCAGGACUUCCCGGUUGCGGACAAUGCCUGUACUCGCCAGCCACGUUCAAGAGGCGAUGGAACAAAACGAGAGGUUGACCAAAUCCCUGACUCAUGAGGAAGUGCCACGUAAUCCCGACUUCCAACUCAAAAUGGAACUGUUCCGAUCGGCCAGCGCUAAAAACACGUCGCUAGAGUAUAUGAUGCGGCAGAACGCAAAGUUUAGAAGCUUAGACCUCGACGACGACUCGCCGGCCGAGAGAGUGCAGCGCAUGAUCACGCCCGAGGUGCGAGGCAUCCUCAAGUCGGGCAGCACUGUGGUGCCGACCAAACCCAAGACGCUGGCCAAGGGAGAGAGUUCCGAGGUGCGUGCAUAUGGUCUCAAAGAUGAAGGCAUCGAUAGCUCCUCGGAUGACGAAUCCGCUUCCGCGUCGAGCGUCUCUUCCUCAGAGAAAAGCUGUUCCUCAUCAGAUAGCUCGGACGAGAUUCCCGGCCCAAAACCAAGGAGAUUCCAGCGCAAAAACAACAAACUGAAAUCUUCCAGAACCGAUUCAGACCUCACCAGACUUCAAGACCAAUACCCUCGUAAGAUUCAGCUACCAGGAGCGAAUGAACUCAAAGAGCGCUUAACGCAGGCCAAAAACCCCGAAGUGAAGCCGCUUCUCGCUAAACUCGUGAGAAAACCAUCAGAGGAAGCGAAGAAAGAAGAGGACAACACUAGGUAUCGCAGGUUCGUCAAGAAACUUGACGAACCCAUCCAGUUAGGGAAGCUACGUAGGCCUCCAGAAAAGAUAGCCGUGCCAAGCCAACCGGUCAUGAUGACCCAGGAGAAACCACCAACAGUACUAAAGAUAUCCGCGUUGAACCAAGAAGCGAAGAACAAGUUCUUUGGAUUGGAUGUACCUAAGAAGGAGAAGACCAUCGAUGAACUGGCAGCCGCAGUGAGAAAAUACAUUCCACCAGUGAGCAAGUCGAUGUCAAUCCACACGAUGGAAGUACCCGGCUCCGGCAGCGACGGCGAAAGCAGCGGAGGCCGCGAAGUUCGCCACAUCAACACCAGAGUGCGCUACAGGGCGGGCGGCGGAGUGCAGCGCAGCGCGACGCAUGCCGAGAUGCCGCACCGAGGGGGCACCAUUGCCGAAAGGCUGGCGGCGCUCCAGGCAGCCGGCGCGAACGACUGGCGAGCGAGACUCUGCCGCCUCAGCCCCGACCGCGAAGACUCCAAGGCCAUCGAGAGGGCAAAGAACAGGAUCAACGAAUCUCUAAACGCUGCUGUGGACGAAAAGAAGAAGGUUCAAAUAGAGGACAACGAGUUGGGAGAGAAUAUCCUAGCAGACAGACGGAACAAGCUCGAAACAGCGGCCCAGGGAUGGCGCAAACGCGUCCCACAGAGCGAUGCGUCCCUGUUCACCGUAGCGGGACGGCUGGAACGGGACAAGGUGGCCACUGCCACGCCGCCGCUCACGCCGCCGCCGGUCGCAACGCCGCCCGCCGCCGUCGCCUCGCCUGGGGUACCAGCUCCGAACACAUUCAGAUCUCGCAAACAGCCAUCAUCGCCGCCUAACGGGUUCCCCUCCGGUCCGCUUCGGUCAGCAUCAUGCGCUGUGGUCAGCGCGGCCGCUGUCGAGAAGCCGAAGGAGCCGGCGCGGCCCGACCGCGAGUCAUUCAAGCGCAGCCACUCCGUCAGCGAGAGCAUCAGCUCCAGGCUGGAAGAGACGCAGCCGCCGCCGAAUGAGCCGGCGCGGCACGACCGCGAGUCGUUCAAGCGCAGCCACUCCGUCAGCGAGAGUAUCAGCUCGCGGCUGGAAGAGAAUGUUCCUAGUCGAUGCUUUGAUAGUGACAGCAAUGAAAAAGCUGAAGGAGAAAAGAAGCCCACGCGAACUGACCGCGAGUCGUUCAAGCGCAGCCACUCCGUCUUUGAUGAAAGCGAUAAGCUGAAGGCACCGGGCCCGCUUCGGUCAGCGUCGUGCGCUGUGGUCAGCGCAGCCGCCGUCGGGAAGCCGAAGGAGCCGGCGCGGCCCGACCGCGAGUCGUUCAAGCGCAGCCACUCCGUCAGCGAGAGCAUCAGCUCGAGGCUGGAAGAGAAAGACGAAGGCUCCCCCGGUGCAGAGAAGACCGGGUGCGCUGUGAGGGUACCCAGGGCUGAUGAUGAGACCUUCCACGCGUUCUUCGCGCCUCUACAGCAGCAGGAGAGGACCCACGACCUGGGAGGAGACGUGGACCUCGACGCCAUUGAUAGCGGGUCUAGGCAAUUACUGGCGAGCGACUGGGCGCGUCGUGCCAAGCGCGAGAGGCGUCACGCUGCCUCGCGGAACCCUCUCAAAGCAUUGGCUGCCCGUACCGACCUCCGGGAGGAGUACGUGGCACCACCUUCUACUAUUCGCGAACAACUCUUCAAGGAGAAGGUGACGGCGAACUGCGGUCUAGCGGCCGAAGCCCUAGCGGCUCUGGCUACCAAAGAAGACUUCUCGAACGUGGCGCUCCGCUCGGCCUCCGCCGCCUGCGUGCCCGCGCACGGGGCCAAGCCCACGAUGCUCCUGCAGGUCAAGGGCAGGAGGCGCGUUCAGACUAGGCUCGUGGAGCCAGUGCACACGAACGUGAACCGCGGCGACUGCUUCGUGCUCACCACGCCCGACCAGGUGUACCUCUACAUUGGACUCUACGCCAACGUCAUAGAGAGGAACCGCAGCACCGACAUCGCUCUCCACAUCCACAACACCAAAGACCUCGGCUGCAAGUCCACCGGCGUCGUCAAGAUCGACGAGCAGACCAAGAACUACUCCAACAAACACUGGAACCAGUUCUGGUCGCUCCUCGGCGUCACAGAGGCCGUGGAAGACUACAAACCGAUCGAAACUGGCCACGCCGAUGAAGACGAGAUAUACGAGUCUUGUAUCGUCCAAACCAACAUGUGCUAUGAGGUCAUGGAUGAUGAAUUGGUUCCCAUAGAGGAAUACUGGGGACAGAUGCCCAAAAUCGCCAUGCUCCACCAAACCAAAAUCAUAGUCUUUGACUUCGGAUCAGAAAUGUACAUCUGGUAUGGAAAGAAUGUGCCAUUGGAAAGCCGAAGACGAGCGGCUCAAUUGGCUCAAGAAUUAUUUGAUGAAGGGUACAACUAUGAGGAGUGCCACAUCAACCCGCUAAACGCAGCCAUGUACCAAGGCGCGAGGGAUUUGGAAACCAACGGAGUCAUCAAAACCUCCAAGAGCCGACCCGAAUGGGCCAUCCUAUCCAAGAUCACACAGCACAUGGAAACCAUCCUGUUCAAAGAGAAAUUCCUCGACUGGCCUGAUUACUCCCGAGUCAUCAAAAUCAAAGCGCCCGAGAACAAAUCUAGCAGUACGGAAAUCACGCCUUGUGAUGCUGAAGAAAUGUGGUCGAAUGAGUACCAGGACCCAGAUCUCAUUUUAGAAGGGUCUCACGUCGGCCGCGGCACCAAUUACUACGAUAAAGAAAAUAUGAGGCACUACGACAUAAAAACCAAGUCGGUUUGCAAGUGGGUGAUUCAGGAGUACGAUUUCCAGAAGGUCGAAAACGACGCUGAAAUUGGCGAGUUCUUCUCGGGUGAUAGUUAUAUCAUCAGAUGGGAGUACCAGAUCACUGUCACGGGCAGAGAAUUGAAUGGGAAGCCUUCAAAGCACAACGUCACUGGUCGCGAUCGGUGCGCAUAUUUCUGCUGGCAGGGCAAAGAUGCCUCUUCAAACGAGAAAGGCGCUGCGGCCUUGUUGACUGUCGAGUUAGACCGAGAAAAAGGUCCUCAAGUGAGAGUAGCGCAAGGCAACGAGCCCCCAGCGUUCCUGAAUCUCUUCCAAGGCAAUCUGAUCAUCCACCAAGGGAAAAGGGACACCGAUAAGAGCCGGUAUCGCUUAUUCGUCACUCGCGGCAACUUAUCCAACGAAGCGUACCUCCUCCAAGUGCCGUGUUCAGUGAGACAGCUGCGGAGUCGCGGAUCGCUGUUGCUAGUCGACACCGAGAAGGGUUGUUUAUACAUCUGGCACGGGGCUCGCAGUCUGAAGCACACCAAAAACAUUGCCAUAGAGUUAGCGAAUAAGUUGAUCGCGCGGAAGUCUGGGUACCUCUUCGGUUUGAACGCUUCGGAUGUGAAGAUAACUGAGGUCAAAGAGGGGGAGGAGCCUAAGGAGGUGUUGGAGGCGUUGGGCGUGGCCAACAAGCAGUACUAUAAUUCUGUUUUGGGAGGGGGUAGAGACGUGGGGGGUGAUACUACGGCGCGGCUGUUCCAUUUCACGGACCUGAGCGGGCAGUUCGAAGCGAACGAGGUGCUGUCGCCGCUGCGACAUGAGCACCUGGUGACACCCUUCCCUUUUGAACAAAAGGAGUUGUAUUCGGCUUCGCAACCAGCCCUGUUCCUGCUGGACGACGGCAGCAACGUGUGGCUGUGGCAGGGCUGGUGGCCGCGCGGCGAGGACGGCGAGCUCGAGCCCGCGGAGAGGAAUGCUGGAGUAGGAGCCUUCGCGGGCCGCUGGCAAGGCAUGCGUGCCGCCGCACUCCGGACAUGCGAGGCGUACUGGCGCGUGGGCCGGCCGGACGCGGGCCCGGACGCGCGCCCGGACGUCCGGGUCGUGGCCGCCGGACUCGAGCCGCAAGCCUUCACCGACCUGUUCGAUACCUGGCGCGAGCAUGAUGAAGCCGCGGACGCUAAUAUUGCGCACGGGUACAAAGCCGGCGCCGUGCUGUCCGGCGCCUGCGAGCUGUCGCGGCUCAGUGCCAGCGGCGCCCUGCUGCCGCUAGCGGCGCUGCAGCGGCGCCCGCUGCCCGACCACGUCGACGCCAUGCACCUGGAGCGACACCUGGCGCCGCACGACUUCCAGGAGGCUUUCGGCAUGACCAAAGAGGAGUUCUCGGCGCUGCCGGCGUGGAAGCAGACGAGCCUGAAGAAGGACGUGGGCCUGUUCUGACGCCGCGGCCGCGCCUAGCCGCCUUUUGUACACGACUAUUUAUACUUUUCUACCCGUAUUACCAAGGAUUUGAUACAUAAUGAUAAAGCACGCUUUAAAUUCUAUAGUGAUUGAAACCUAAAACUGUUUUGUACUAACGGAAUGUAACUAUGUAUUCGUUAUCGUGAUAUUUUCAUGUAACCGCCGUAGACUAGCUCGGAAUAAGGAUUUGUACGCGGAAUUGUCUCGUCGCAUCCAUGCUGGCGCACCGCCGUGUAAAUAGUUGUUUUAAUCUAUUUAUUAUUUUGUAACGUCGUUCCUGUAUUCGUAAAAUUUUAUUAUAACAUCUUUUAGUAUGAAUUUGUGAUUAAUAUAAUUUUUAAUUUUAUAAAUGGUCGUUUUAUUAUCCUCGCGCUUGCCGACAUGGAUAUGACAAUAUGAAAUGUAUAUCGAGGUGAUAUUUUUCGAUUUUAUGACAUAUUAUCAAAUGAUGGGUUACGCCAAAGACUUCGGCCCCUGAUUACGUUAACGCAUCGUUUGACAAUAUCGGACGUGUAAUUUUUGUAGGGCAAAUGUAUUCGGUCAAAGUGUGGUUAACUGUUUUAAAUCGCUAGAUAUACAACACUUCUACUAUAUUCGCUUUAGGGUAGGCUUGUGUCUGUGACGGUUGGGAUCCUAUACAAAUAACAUGUGAUAACUUUAUUAUAAUAUUCGCUUAGCUAACGUAUGUAUCGAUGCCUCCAGUGUCGCGUUUUAACAUUUAACAUAUUUGUAUAACAUUGUAACUGUCACAGAAGUACUAUAUUAAUAACAUCACAUAUCUCUUGUAUGCUACUCUUUUAUACUGUGCGUUAGGUGGACCAUGUUUUGAUAUUUAAUCCUACAGUAUCAUUUGAUUAGCUUCGCCAGUUGGGACGUAGUUUAUUGACCACAUGAUUUGACCUAAUGUUAUGUUGCUAUCGUUGACUGAUUUUAGUAAUGAAAAUCUUGCGCAGACGAGCCAAUAAUGUUACCAUGAAACCACCUGUUUUGUAUCAAAAUGUUUUGGAAAAAGUAGCACCAAGUACUUUUAACGAAGGUAUUAGUUUUGGUGAAGCGGUGCUCAAAAGUUUGUAAAAACGCUCGUCUGUCGAAACGUUUGUAGUAUAAUAGUCGGCCAACACAUUUUAAAUCUAAACUUGAGAACCAGUCAAAUCCUAAACAUUUGUGUGUUCCAAUCGAGCUUGUAUUUUAACCCUCAUUUUACAGAAUUAAAAUCUCUUCCAUUUUCUUAAACCUUUAUACGGCCGACUAUGAAUAAAAAUUGUAACGCUGUUGCUAUGUUAUUGUAUAAUUUUAGAUGUUUAUUUUUUAUAACUAGCAUUAAUUACCCGUGAAGAGCUAAGGUGGGUUGAGUAUUGCCAGUAUUGGCUGCCUUCGCGUAGGGUACCAGUCAUACAGUAGUUAUUACAGUAACGUUGGAGUAAGAUGCAUUUACGGCGAAACCCACAGUGCCUGCAGCGUUAUGGUAACUCUCAAAUUCAAUGUAUAAUGUUUUGCUUCGGUUGUGUUUCAUAUACCUAUGAUUAUUAUUGUAUUUGAGAUUUAUUUUGUAUAAUAAUGUAAUAAAUCGCUAAAUUGGUCAA
Ostrinia nubilalis (European corn borer) is the source of this 11456-nucleotide messenger RNA. RefSeq names its product supervillin-like (gene Svil). Gene Ontology annotation, molecular function: actin filament binding; phosphatidylinositol-4,5-bisphosphate binding. The record is from RefSeq and is a predicted model, not a curated record. The transcript has 29 exons. The coding region runs from base 319 to 9852 and encodes 3177 amino acids. Gene Ontology annotation, biological process: barbed-end actin filament capping; cytoskeleton organization; actin polymerization or depolymerization. Gene Ontology annotation, cellular component: cytoplasm; actin cytoskeleton. NCBI's taxonomy places the organism in Eukaryota, Metazoa, Arthropoda, Insecta, Lepidoptera, Crambidae.